AUGGCCGCCGCGGAACUCCGGCAUGGAGAGGACGACGGGGACGAUGCAGGGCAGCGAGUGGAGUCGUCGUUCCUUCUCCUCUCGGCCGACCUGCUCCUCCCAGGGGACGCCUUCCUCAGUGCCGCCGUCGCCCUCAAGGAGAAGGUAGAGUAAAGAAGCCCUGCUCACUCGCCAGCUUUUCGACGCCGGUGACCGGUGAAUCACCUGCCGUGGCCGGCGUAUGUGAUGAUGUUACAGGUUGUUGAGACCACAUGGAAGUCCGAACGUCAUCGCGAGCGGCCCGUCGACCCCACACUGUACACCGGUCUGAUGGGCACCGCCUUCGCCUGCCUGAGGUCGUUCGAGGCCACGGGCUCGCCGGAAGAUUUACUCCUCUGUUCCGAGAUCGCCGACACCUGCGCCGCCGUCGCGCGGUGCUCCAAGAGGUAAACCGCCGCCACAGUUACUCUCUUCUUCUCCGUCGUCCGUCAGUCCGUCGGAUGUGGGUGCGACUUAAAAGUAAGAGUGAGAGGGUGUCUCUGAGUGUGCCCCGGUUGCAGUUACUUGACUUUUCUAUGCGGGUGCGCGGGGGUGUACGCUCUCGGCGCCGUAGCGGCCGACCGCCUGCGUGACCGCCAGCGGCGGGACCUCUUCCUCGGCCUCUUCUUCGAGGUACGGCGAAUGCGAAACUUCGCUCUUUCCCCUGUAGUAGUAGUAGUAGUAGUAGUAGUAAGUAGUCAUUCGUCGCGGGAGUUUGGCUGACGGCGGAGUGACGGACUCCCAUGGAGGAAGGUGGCGAGAGAGAAGGCGCUCCCCGCGGGGCCGGAGGAGGGCGGCUUCGGGAUGCCGUACGACCUUCUGCAUGGCCGGUCGGGGUUCCUCUGGGCGGCCCUGUUCGUCCGAAAGCACCUCGGCCCCGGCAGUGUGCCCGAUGAGCUCGUCCUGCCGGUGGUGGAGGCCGUGCUGGCGGGGGGCCGGGCCGGCGCGGCUCACGCAGCGGACUGUCCACUGGUCUAUCGGCGGUACGGAACCCGCUACUGGGGAGCCGCCCACGGUCUGGCGGGGAUCAUGCAGGUGCUCCUCCACUUCCCUCUGGCGGAGGACGACCUCGACGCUGUCAAGGAGACCCUGCGGUACGCAUGUUAUACAGUACACAAAUCUUUGCGGCGUAUAUAUGUAUAUAUAUCUAUGUUAUAACGCCCUGGGCAACUCGAUUCACUGCUUUCUCGAUAGCUACAUGGUGAGGAACCGCUUCCCCCACAGCGGCAACUACCCCACGAACGAGGGCAACCCCCGGGACGGGCUCGUGCAGUGGGCCCAUGGCGCCGGCGGUAUGGCCGUCGUGCUCUGCAAGGCGUCCGAGGUCACCCGCUCUACCCCUUCUUUUCCCUCUCUCAAAGCCCCUAUCUUUGUUUCACAGAAUUUGGAAUGUCGUCAGACUGUUGCAGAUACUCAGAGAUGCGUCGUAUCUGUCGCUAGGUUUUCCCCGAAGACCCGGACUUCCGGGACGCGGCAGUGGAAGCUGGGGAGGUUGUGUGGAGGCGAGGGCUCGUGAGGAAAGUUGGGCUCUGCGAUGGUACCGCCGGGAACGCCUAUUCCUUCCUCUCGCUGUACAGACUGACGGGGGAGACGGUGUUCUUGGAGAGGGCGAGGGCGUUCGCCAGCUUCCUGUACCACAACGCAGAGAAGCUCGUCGGCCAUGGACAGCAGCACGGCGGGGAGCAUGCCUAUUCUCUCUUCCGUGGCCUCGCCGGGCCAGCGUGCCUCUGGUUUGACAUGAUCUCUCCGGAAAAUGCCAGGUUCCCGGGAUUUGAAAUCUGA
Spirodela intermedia is the source of this 1800-nucleotide messenger RNA. The record is from the annotation of a GenBank genome assembly. NCBI's taxonomy places the organism in Eukaryota, Viridiplantae, Streptophyta, Magnoliopsida, Alismatales, Araceae.